GAAAUAAUAAUUAUUUAUUUAUUGAAAUUAUACUUAGUAGGUUACACAAUUUUGUAUAUUAUCAAAAUCUUUUCUUAUUUUUAUCGCUACAGCCGUAGCCAGAUAGUUAUAUAUAUUUUAUAUCUGUAGUCGACCCUGGGAAAAAGCGCUUGCUUUCGCGGCUUUUGUCUAGGUUGAGUUGGCGCAAUGGCGCGACAGACGCUCACCCUAUCGUCGCCUGCCGGUACUACCAGUAAAGCCACCAUAACAUUAUGGUGGUGGGGGAAGAAACUGGUGGUAAAAAAAUCCCAACUUUUCAUCGGGACGACUAUAGGUAUUAAAGAAAAGAGAUCAAGUUUCUUUUGCGACGCAAUUUAUUCAUUUAUUGAAUUAACAUUAAAAAGAUAUUAAACAGUUCAUUUAUUGAACUGAAAACGAUAUUUACUAAACUUUAAAUAAAAACAAUUGUUUGGUUACAAAAAAAAAAAAAAAAAAAAAAAAAUGAAUCAAUUAUAUCCAGAAGAUGCAGAAGUGAUAGAUAAAAAAUUUAUAAUAAACUUGAGAAGGACAAAUCAAUCGAGAGAUUCAGAUCGUGUUAACAUUAUAAACUCUCCUCCUUAUGGAGAAAUUUAUCUUUCUGCAUUAUUAAAUUCUCAAAAUAAAUUAAAUAUCAAAGUUACUAAAGUAGUUAAGAAGUCAGCAAAUGUAACUAUUGAAUUACAAGUGGAUGGAAUGGAUCGAAUAAUAAAAGACUUCAGUAACUGGACAGAAAAAUGUAGUUUUGAUAAUAUUUUAUGUCCAGUACGUUUUCAAGAAUGUUCACUACAUUCUACAUCAUCGUCCUUUCAUGAUAUUAGUAUUGAUUAUGAUUUAAAUAUUUCUUGUAAAAUAAUUUGGUAUGGUUUCGUUGAUGAAUUAAAUUCACCGAAUUUAUAUAAAAAUACUCAACAUUAUUUGAACAAUUCAAAAUUCAGUGAUAUUGUUAUCAAAGUUAAAGAUGAAGAAUUUAAAGCACACAAAAUUAUUUUAGCAUCUCAAAGUCCUGUGUUUAAAAAAAUCUUGACAACUGACAUGAAAGAAUCGAGAGAAAAUUGUAUUAAUCUUCCAAAUCUUGAUGCUGAAGUUGCUCAUGAAUUACUUUACUUUUUAUAUCAUGGUAAAGUCGUAAAAGCGCAUGAUGAUGAUGAUCUUGCUUUACAAUUAUUUGAAACCGCAGGAAUGUAUCAAAUAGAAAAACUUAAAGACAUUUGUGCUGUAAUAUUGAGUAAUAAGUUGACUGUGACCAAUGUAGUUAUGUUACUAGAAAUUGGUGGAAUCCACAAUUCAUUUAUUUUAAAAGAACGUGCGAUAUCAUUCAUUAUGAUCAAUCGCGAUGACAUUAUUCCGUUAGACGAUUUUAAAAGAUUAUGUAUUCGUAACUCAAAAUUGACAUGCAAAAUUAUUGAAAGAAUUGAAAAAUUUUAUAGAACAUAAUUUUAUAUUAUAAAAAUGUCAUUUUGUUAACUAAUAAAAAUAGUCACUGAUUGGCAUUGUCGAUUAUUUGUUAUCUUAUAUUAUGUGGUAUAUUGUACACCAAGGGAGAAAAGUAAGGCAUUCCUACUGUGUAAAAUUGCCUACUUGAGCCAAAGGCGAGAGUUUGCCACUGUUUGUGGGAAGAAUGGUACAUGCAAUAUUCUUUUUUCAUUUGUUUGAACGACUUUCUUUCCAAACAGGGCAGGAAUAAAACUUUUGGCUCAGAUAGACAAUUACACACGAGUCUUGAAAUGUCCUGCUUUCUUCCUUUGGAGUGUAAUAUAUUAUUUUAUUUUUGUUUGUAUAAUCAAAGACAUUGUUAGCUUAGUGAUCGAAAUAAUAAAAUUAAGACAAAGCGAUAAAUUUGUGCAUUGUACAUUUAUA
Microplitis mediator is the source of this 1875-nucleotide messenger RNA. Its product is annotated as TD and POZ domain-containing protein 1-like. Lineage: Eukaryota; Metazoa; Arthropoda; Insecta; Hymenoptera; Braconidae. Gene Ontology annotation, cellular component: cytoplasm. The record is from RefSeq and is a predicted model, not a curated record. The transcript has 2 exons. Gene Ontology annotation, molecular function: ubiquitin protein ligase binding. Gene Ontology annotation, biological process: regulation of proteolysis; proteasome-mediated ubiquitin-dependent protein catabolic process. Bases 481 to 1452 code for a protein of 323 amino acids.